AUGUUUCAGGCAUCCAACGGGAUCUCCCGCAGACCUUGCGGAUCACUUUGGAAUCAACCACCUCUAAAGGAACUGCAUUCUGGCACUGGCACUGACACUGGCAGACAUGAACUAGACUGGUCCACCUGUGUUCCAUACCGUAAACCAGUGAAUCAAAAGGCAGCCGAGGCGGCGAUUACGGACGACCAGCCUCUCCCCGAAUCCGCCACCAAGGCUGCCCAUACCGGAAACGCCACCCUUGUCGGUCGCUCGCGCAAGCCUAAGCCUAAGCCCGCUUCGACGGGUCCCGCGACCACCUGCCCCCAGUCCACCGAGUCGGGCAGUUCUGCGAGUUCCACCUGUCAGAAGAAAAGAGAGCUCGCGACCCCCGCGACUACUGAAGCCAGCAUGGACUCCGACGACGAUUUCAUGAGCGAUGUCUCCAGUCAGGACGACUUCUUGGACAUGCAGGGGAGUGAUGAUGAGAGUCUAGGUGAAGAAAUCGAACGCGAACAGCUUGUACAAAUUAACGAGGUUUCCGCUAUCCUUGGCCUACCACCAGAGUCGGCCGCAAUCCUCAUGCGGUUUGGUCGAUGGAAGCAGGAGAAACUGAUCGAGGGGUACAUGGAGCACCCGGAGGAGACAUUAGAAGAAGCUGGGUUAGGAACCAACUUUGAAGUCACGGCGAAAACGGAGGUCGUUCCAGGUUUCAGCUGUGAGAUUUGUUGUGAGGAUGGCGAUGACCUCGAGUCGUAUGCGAUGCGCUGCGGGCACCGGUUUUGUGUCGACUGCUACCGGCACUAUCUUGGACAGAAGAUUAAGGAAGAAGGAGAAGCCGCGCGGAUUCAAUGUCCCGGAAACAAAUGUCAUCGCAUCGUCGAUUCGAGGUCACUUGAUCUGCUUGUUACGGACGAGCUCAAGGACCGGUAA
Penicillium waksmanii is the source of this 909-nucleotide messenger RNA. RefSeq lists its product as uncharacterized. The record is from RefSeq and is a predicted model, not a curated record. Gene Ontology annotation, biological process: positive regulation of proteasomal ubiquitin-dependent protein catabolic process; protein polyubiquitination; ubiquitin-dependent protein catabolic process. The transcript is spliced from 3 exons. Gene Ontology annotation, molecular function: ubiquitin conjugating enzyme binding; ubiquitin protein ligase activity. NCBI's taxonomy places the organism in Eukaryota, Fungi, Ascomycota, Eurotiomycetes, Eurotiales, Aspergillaceae. Gene Ontology annotation, cellular component: ubiquitin ligase complex; cytoplasm. Bases 1 to 909 code for a protein of 302 amino acids.